Molecule: messenger RNA, 732 nt
Organism: Melampsora larici-populina 98AG31
Lineage: Eukaryota; Fungi; Basidiomycota; Pucciniomycetes; Pucciniales; Melampsoraceae
Exons: 4
Coding region: 1-732 (243 amino acids)
Source: RefSeq, a predicted model, not a curated record
AUGACCAACGUAGCCGAUUCCCCCUUACCUAUGAACUGGACCGGCGUUUUUCGAAUGAACAGUGAAUGUAUCCGACUGUCCAACGCAGGAACCCCUCGACCAUGCCUCCAGAGCACUGUGUUACUACUACGUGGUCGUCGUUCGCAUUUGAGAUUCUUUGUGCCGUCUCAAUCUACCCAGACUGCUCUUGAAUCGCACCGGUCUUACCACCUAACGGGUGCAAUUUUACCAAGGAGCAACCGAGACGAUACAAUUUUCUCGGUAGUGUCCAGUUCAGUAGUUGCGCUCAGCGACUAUGCCGCUCAACAGCCUGCGCCUGUUCCGGUCCUUACAGUUACUGCUCGCGGCCAUAUAGUACGAUGUGUUCGAUGUAUGACCGUGGGGCAUGGGGAAGGCGUAUGGGCCAUUACGGUGAUGCACAACGCCUGGGAUGAUAGUUCACAGUUGGGUAGAUUCGUCCAUUUCACGGCGGUAUACGAAGCAUCUCCAAUGCUGUUUGACUCAAUCGGGGGCCGGAAUUUGAACGUGGGCAAUGUCGUAGAUUUCAGCGGUGUGGUAAAGAAUUACUGGGCCCGGGGUAGAGUAUGGGUUGUGGAGCAUAAUCUUAUGGUAUCAUGUAGUGAUAAACAACAUGCUCAUAGAACUGCCUGCUUGAAAAGGCCGUUUACUGGCUGCAUACCUUGCUGGCCUGUAGGCUCAGCUGGAAUCAAUAGUUUAAGAAUCCCUGGUUGA